Debaryomyces hansenii CBS767 is the source of this 1035-nucleotide messenger RNA. It is a transcript of the gene UFE1, whose product is annotated as Ufe1p. The record is from RefSeq and is a predicted model, not a curated record. Lineage: Eukaryota; Fungi; Ascomycota; Pichiomycetes; Serinales; Debaryomycetaceae. Gene Ontology annotation, biological process: retrograde vesicle-mediated transport, Golgi to endoplasmic reticulum. Gene Ontology annotation, cellular component: SNARE complex; endoplasmic reticulum. The transcript has a single exon. The coding region runs from base 1 to 1035 and encodes 344 amino acids.
AUGUCUGAUCUAACACCGCUAUUCAAACAAUGUGUCAGUAUAGUGCAAGAUAAAUUUGGUGAUUCCAUUAAAGAAGAUUAUGAUUUAAAGCAGUCUAGAAAGGAUAAUUCUGAGGAUCGUUAUAUCAUUAAAGACACAUUUAUCAAAGAAUGUAUUCAAUUUCAUAAAUUCUUGACGGAUUUGAAGACUUUUAUAAAUGAAAUAAAAUCUCCUUACUUAUCAAUUAGUGACGAAUCUAGUUAUGGACAAGCGAAUGAUUCAUUGACUAUUGACGAUAAGAACAAAAUAGAUGAAGAAUUGCAAUAUAAAAUUCAACAAUUGUAUGAAAAACUAAAGCUUUUACAAACGUACGAACAAAAGAGACAAUCUGCAUUUCCUAAGUCUUCCACUGGCUGGAUCGGAAGUUUAUUUGGUAGUGACGAACAGGACGAUAGAGAUCUCUUUCAGACUACCAUAAGUUCCCAUAGAACACAAAUAUUGAGAUCGCUUAACGACCUAACUAAUCAUGUUAAUAAAAGCUUUGAAGCUUUACAAAGACAAAGAUACGGAAGAGAGAAACAACUUAAUUUACUUAAUUUUCAAAACUUGGAAGAGGAUUUGGAUUUAAACUUUUAUGAAUCUAACAGCGGAAUGAAUUUCGUGAAUGAUUCUGAACAGCUCGAUGACCAAUGGGAUAUAAAUCAAGAUGAAGAAAUACAGGAGCAGCAAUUGACACAAGAGCAAAUUCAAGAACUAGAUUCUGAGAACCAAGAGUUUUUAAAUUUGAAAACUAACCAAUUGAAACAAGUGGAAAACUUACAUCAUUCUAUGGUGGAUAUUGUAAAUCUUCAAGCUGAAUUAUCGUAUCAAUUAGAAACUCAAUCUGAGCAAAUUGACAACUUAAUGGAUAGUCAAUCACAGGUGGAAAUUGACGUUAGGCUGGGAAACAGAAACUUGGACCAGGCUACGAAUAGAAAUAAGAAGGGCUCCAGUAUCAUAAUAUCUACAUGUAUUACAUUAGGCGUAUUGUUACUAUUUCUAGAUUAUAUAUCUUGA